Messenger RNA from Seriola aureovittata, 1544 nucleotides. RefSeq names its product BRCA2 and CDKN1A interacting protein (gene bccip). NCBI's taxonomy places the organism in Eukaryota, Metazoa, Chordata, Actinopteri, Carangiformes, Carangidae. The record is from RefSeq and is a predicted model, not a curated record. Gene Ontology annotation, cellular component: nucleus. The transcript is spliced from 7 exons. The coding region runs from base 1 to 912 and encodes 303 amino acids.
AUGGCUUCAUCAGCUAAGAGGAGAGCAGUAGGUUUGGGUGAAAAUCCCGGGGAAAGUGACAAUAGCUCCGAUGAGAAUCCGGAGGAGGAUGAUGAAUCCGGGGAGGAGGACAGCGAGGCAUCAGAGGAAGAGAUCAAUGAGGAGGUCAUUGUGGACUUCGAAGCCCACGCCAUUUCACACAGCGACUUCAAUGGUAUCAAGAAACUGCUGCAACAGCUCUUCCUGAAGGCCCAUGUAAAUACAUCAGAGAUGACAGACAUCAUCGUUCAACAGAAUCAUGUUGGAAGUGUCAUCAGGCAAGCUGAGGUACCAGAGGACAGUGACGACGAUGAUCCAGAUGAAGUGUUUGGAUUCAUCACUAUGCUCAACCUAACAGAGAGAAAGGGUGUGCAGUGCGUGGAGGAGGUGAAGGAGCUGAUCGUGGAUCAGUGUGAGAAGAACGCUACCCACAGCGUGACAGAGCAGCUAGAGCACAUCCUCAAUGACACCAGCAAGCCUGUGGGGCUGCUGCUGAGCGAGCGCUUCAUCAACGUACCCCCACAGAUCGCCCUUCCACUGCACAAACAGCUCCAAGAAGAAAUCACUGAAGCUCAGAGGACGAACAAGCCCAGUGGGAAGUGUCACUAUUGUCUGAUGAUCAGCAAGACCUGCAAAGAGGCAACCAAGAGUAUCCCAGCCAGAGGAGGCACGCCCAAAGAGGAAUACAUGUUUGUCAAUGCAGAGGAGGAAUUCUUCUAUGAGCAAGCCAUCAUGAAGUUCCACUACUCGGUCCAGGAGGAGGCAGACUCCUGUUUGAGCGGCAGGUGGUCGUUCGACGACGUCCCCAUGAAGCCGUUCAGGACAGUGAUGCUGAUACCAGCCGACAGAAUGCCUGUCAUCAUGGACAAACUCAAAGAAUACCUAACUGUGUGAACCUCACAAUAAACUAAGACACUUGUGUUCGCUCUGAGGAUUUUCGGGGUCAUGGAAAUGGUUCACUACUCUCUUAAGAGACUAGAAGAAAUCAUAAGCUACAGUAGUGUCAGUAUCGUGAACUUGACAGUUGGGUUCUCGGUUGUUUUUUUCAGCAAUUGUAGAUACAGUUUUUACAAAUUCCUGGUUCAUUUAAGAAACGAUGCAGAAGGAACACACCACAUACCCUGCUCAUACUGACGAAAUAUUCGACUGUUAUAUUGUGAAAGUCUUGUUUUUUUUACAAAGACCUGUGUUUAUAAUAAGAUUAUGAACUAUGGUUAAAGAUGAUAAAUCUUUAGUGUUAAUGACAACAGCUGAAAUGGGCGAGUUUGGAGUCUAGUCUCAGCAGAUGGAGGAGGACGGGAUGUGUCAUUUGCCAUUUAAUCAAAUUACUGAACAGGAAAGCUGUAUAAAGUUACCAGAUUGAUAGUUCCAGAUUUUCCUCAAUGACAUAAAUUAGAAGAAAACUUUUUGUUUUGUUAUUGUUGGCAAUAAAUCACAAUAUCUUUUUUUUCUUUUCUACAAACGGUUUUCGAAUUAAGCAUUUCUGUAGCUCUCGACACAGAUUAUUAAUAAAUGUCUUAUAUCUG